Molecule: messenger RNA, 672 nt
Organism: Hirundo rustica (Barn swallow)
Lineage: Eukaryota; Metazoa; Chordata; Aves; Passeriformes; Hirundinidae
Gene: TM4SF1
Product: transmembrane 4 L six family member 1
Exons: 5
Coding region: 61-672 (203 amino acids)
Cellular component (GO): membrane
Source: RefSeq, a predicted model, not a curated record
GGACAGGUGUGAGAUAGGUUGAAUCGUGCACGUUCAAGGAGGAUUUUCAAAGCUGAAAAUAUGUGUUUUGGAAGGUGUGCUAGAUGUGUUGGUUUUAAGUUGCUCAUCCUUGCUCUCCUCUGCAUUGUGGCCAACACUUUACUUUAUUUUCCCAAUGGUGAAACAAGAUUUGCUUCAGAGCAUCACCUCAGCAAAUACGUGGAGUGCCUUCAUGGCAUUCUAGGUGGAGGCUUUCUGGUACUCAUUCCAGCUGCAGUGUUCAUUGGGCUUCACAAUGACAACUGCUGUGGGUGCUUUGGCCACGAGAGCUGUGGAAAGAGCUGUGCAAUGCUGUCCUCAGUUCUGGCAGCCUUUGUUGGGAUCCUUGGCUCUGGAUACUGUAUAACCGUUUCAGCACUGGGGUUGUCUCAAGGACCAUAUUGUUUUACCCACCCAGAGAGAAACUGGAUCUAUCCUUUCACUGACUCCUCUGGAGGGUACUUGUUUGAGUAUAACAAGUGGUCUGAAUGUCAGGAACCUCAAAACAUCGUGCAGUGGAAUGUCACCCUCUUUUCCAUCCUCCUUGUUUUGGGCGGAAUAGAAUUCAUUCUAUGCUUCAUACAGAUAAUCAACGGUAUUCUUGGAGGACUGUGUGGGUUGUGCUGCAGUCAUGAGGAGACGUACGUUUGCUAG